AGGAAAUGGCAACAUAUCAGGAUAAGGAGAUGUACAUGAAUAUCCUCAAGAUAGGAAAUGAUAUUCUUGCGCUUAUUGGGAUCAACCAACAGGUGUUCAAUAUUCAGGAUUUUCAAGCAGAUACGUUUUAUAUGAGAAUUUGAGAACUUUUAUUUCCUGAAGUCAGUCUUGAAGAGAUGCAUCCAGGUGUCACACUUGAACAAAGAGCUGAAAAUAUUAAUGCAAUUAUUGAGUAUACAGAAGAACUUUUCCCAGAAAUUGACAUGAGUGAUCUUGAUGGCUAUAUGAUAGUGCAAGGAGACCUCCCAAGUAUUUUGGCAUUUUUAAAUUUCCUUCACUCUCUGAUUCUCAGCAGUGUGGAGGUUGAAGAAGAGGAGGAAGAAGACGAAGAAGCUAUACAAGCCCAGCAGUUACAGCAACAAGAACUUCAAAGAAAGAAAGAAAGAGAAAGAGAGCUACAGGAAAAGCAGCUGAUAGAAGAUCCUUCCGCCUUACCUGUCGGAAAUAUUAGAGAUUUACUCAGAAAGAAGAAGAAAAAUACUGAGAUAAUUGAGAAUGAUGAAAUUGAUGUCAAGCCUCAGAAGCCUAAGAAGGACACUAUAGAGUCAAACGAGGAGUUCAAAUCCUCUUUUGGAUUCAAGAAGGAAAGAAAAUAGUUCUGAUAAAAAGAAAAAGCUCAACUAUGAUGAUGUCAUUGAUGACCAAGUAUCUGAUCAAGGCUUAGAUGAUUACUUCAAGGAUGAUAAUACUGAAUCAGACAGAAGUCCACCCAAACCAGCUGUAGCGACUCAUUCAAAUAGCAAAGAUAAGAGCAAAAGUCCAUUCAAGUCAAGAUCUGACGAAUCUUCAGAAGUAAUAGAUGAUUAUAUUGAUUAUGACGAAGAGAUUCCUGAUGAUAGUGACCAAGAACGUAUUGAAGAUGAGGGAAAAAUAGGUCCAUCUGGUUCAAACCCUCCUGCUUUCACCAACAACGCUCUUAGUGGAAUGCAGAUGGCAAGUAACCUCUUUGCAGGAGACAAGGAAGAGUCUAACUCUAACAAAAUUCUGAACCAAUUCCAUACCAAUAAAGAUGAUGAGAAGCCACAAAAGACUGAAAAUAAAUUCUUGAAUCAGUUUCAUACGAAGAAGGAAGAUGAGAGUAAAGAGAAGCCGGAAAAGAAGAAAACAAAUUUUUAUAACAAGUUUUAUAAUAAGCAAGAUGGUGAAAAGGAAGAAAAGAAAGAAAAUAAGUUCCUAAACCAGUUUCAGACAAAGAAAGAUACCACUGAGUCUGAAUCUGAGCCAGAGCCUUCUGAGCCAGAGCCUUCUGAGUCAGAGGAGAUUGUUGAAGAGGGGGAAGAAGGAGGCACAGAAAUGAUAGAUACACUUAUUAGACUUUAUAAUAAUGACCCUGAUUCGCUUGGUGAAUUUGAAAGAGACUUAGUUGAAAAAGAAUUGGAAAAGAGGGGCGAAAGUAUCAUUAAGAAAAGUUCUUCACCAUUUCAAGAUACUUCUCCUUUCAAAAAUGAAAUGAUUACAAACAGUAGUAUGAAAGAUAAAGAAUUUGCGAAAUUUAAACAAACCCCUGAUAUUGAGAGUAGGCCAAAUAGAAGUACUGAAAAGUCAAGAGACAGUUCUAAAUCUUCGAAAAAGAAAAAAACAACUCCCAAAGCAAAACCAACUCCUAAAGCAAAACCAACUCCAAAAACAAAACCAACCCCUAAAGCAAAGCCAAAACCUGUUCCAAAACCUAAGCCCUUACCCAAAAAACCUGCUAAGAAGCCACAAAAAUCUCCUCAAAAGAGUAAAAGUCCCACUAAAGAACCUAAGCCAAAGAGACAGCCAAUUCCAAUCGCUCCUCCUAAGAACUAUUCUCCCACUAAGUCUCCUUCUCCAGCUCCGUUCCGUCCCCGCUCGGCGAAGCCGAGAGUGAGCCGGCCUUGUCGGGAGAGGAACGAUGGGCUACAGACUUCGAUGAGUGUCUCGAUAAGCAAGAACAACCAGAUUUAUGACUAUAAGAGGGCUUCAUCACAUCCUAGGAAGAAGCUGGCUCAUUUUCCUCCUUACAUUCAGCCACCAAUGGUGUUUGAUGUUAGUGAAGACAGCGAACAAAGUGAUGACUAUAUCUUCGGCAAGCCUAGGAAGUUCUCACCUCGAAGAAAAGGAUACAGACGCAAAAAGAGUGGCAAGCGAGGUGGUCUGACCACUAAUGAGGCUAAGAAGAAGUUCAACCAAACUGUCAUGGCAAUGAAUAAAAAAAAAAUUAAGCCGAGAAGGUCAAGACCACAGACUGCAUUAGUGAAUAAGCCCCAGAAAGUUCAUACUUCAUUUGUUUCUCCAGGAAGAAAGAAGAAUAAGAAAUCUAAGCAUUCUAGAGCCCACUUCAGUCCUAAAUCUGGUAACAAGUCUAUGGCGAAGUCUCCUAAAAAUGGCAAAAAGGUUGGUACUAAGAAAUCCGCCCUAUUCAAAGAUGAUUUAACAGACACUGGUAUCAUGAAGGUGCACAUAAAUAAUAAAGGAAAGAAUAAUUACGUUAAGCCUGGCUGAAAGAAGUACAACCCUAAAGGUGUAUCCUACACCAAUGAGGUCCUGGAGAAGCUUGACAAGAUUCAGAACCCUAAAGCAACAAGAAGACUAAAGAAUUCUAAAAAGACUAAAAAUAAGUACAAAUUCGAUCUUGGUGUCGAGCUUAAAGCAAAAGAUAUCAUCAAGGACCUUGACACUUACUGUGAAGAGAAUAAGGAAGAGAUUAUUGUGAAAUUUCAUAAGAAAAAGAAUGAUGACUUCCACAAUUUCAAAAUUGAAGUGACAAAGCAUAUUCUCAAAGAUCUGCAGAAAUACUGAACUAUGAAAUAACUCAAUUAGAUGAAGUGAUU
Messenger RNA from Moneuplotes crassus, 2855 nucleotides. Lineage: Eukaryota; Ciliophora; Spirotrichea; Euplotida; Euplotidae. The record is from the annotation of a GenBank genome assembly.